Molecule: messenger RNA, 384 nt
Organism: Gastrolobium bilobum
Lineage: Eukaryota; Viridiplantae; Streptophyta; Magnoliopsida; Fabales; Fabaceae
Exons: 2
Coding region: 1-384 (127 amino acids)
Source: RefSeq, a predicted model, not a curated record
AUGGACUAUAUGAAUCGCAUUUUUAAACUGUAUUUGGGCCAAUUUAUAAUUGUGUUCAUUGACGACAUAUUAAUUUAUUCUAAAAGUGAAGAGGAGCAUACGAAGCAUCUGAGGACUGUGUUGCCGAUAUUAAGGGAUAAAAAGUUGUAUGCGAAGCCAUCUAAGUGUGAAUUUUGGUUGUCAGAGGUGCAAUUUUUGGGUCAUGAUAUCUCUGCUAGGGGUGUUGCGGUGGAUCCAAACAAAGUUGAUGCUGUAAUUGACUGGGAACGACAGAAGACUGUGACUGAGAUCUGGAGCUUUCUGGGUCUUGCUGGUUAUUAUCGUAGAUUUAUAGAGGGGUUUUCCACAAUGGAAGUGGAUGAUUCGGUGGAGACUGCUCCAUAA